Phyllopteryx taeniolatus (common seadragon) is the source of this 6016-nucleotide messenger RNA. Its product is annotated as collagen alpha-1(XIV) chain-like. The transcript is spliced from 48 exons. Bases 180 to 5693 code for a protein of 1837 amino acids. NCBI's taxonomy places the organism in Eukaryota, Metazoa, Chordata, Actinopteri, Syngnathiformes, Syngnathidae. Gene Ontology annotation, cellular component: interstitial matrix. Gene Ontology annotation, molecular function: protein binding. The record is from RefSeq and is a predicted model, not a curated record.
UAUUUUGAAAGCACUUCCGGCGGUGCUGCGGGUAUGCCGGGCGGGUUCGCUUUCAGCCUCAUCAGACGAGCGGGACGCGCACAGCGGGCCGAACGCGUCUUGGGAGUCUUCUUCGCACGCGCCUUUCUACCGACGCACACGCGCGUGCACGCGCCCCCAGUGACAAGUGCCGCUGCGCGAUGACGUCACGCCAGUGGACGUUGACUUUGUGCUUCUUUCUGUUGCUGUGUGCCCACCUUGCUCGAGGACAGGCGCAAGCGUCUCCUCCGAGGAGGUUCCGGAGCAAAGUGCUGAGUCCGACGAAGCUUUCGGUGUCCUGGAAGGAGCCCAAAGGUCCGCUCGACGGCUACGUGGUGGCGUACAGCGCCCGGCCCGGUGGCGAGGAGACGGAGGUGGGCGUGGCCAAAGAGGACGCCGAGCUGCUGAUCGACAGCUUCGACGCGAGCAGAGAUUACGCGUUCAAAGUGUUUGCCCUGAGGGGGGCGCUGAGGAGCAAACCGCUGCUGGCCAAACACCAAGCUCAGCGGUCAAGACAAGAAACGCUCGCGUCCCAAAGUUCGCAAGAUGGCCGGGCGGCGCACGCCAACGCCGUUGCCGAAGGCGAAGACAGGUUCACGUGCGCCACGGCGGCCGCCGCCGACGUGGCGAUCCUGGUGGACGGCUCGUGGAGCAUCGGCCGUAGCAACUUCCGCCUGGUCCGAAGCUUCCUGGAGAACCUGGUCCGGGCCUUCACGCUGGACGGCGACCGGACGCGCGUCGGCUUGGUGCAGUUCAGCGGCGAGCCCAGGGUGGAGUGGCACCUGAACAGUCACGUGACCAAAGCGGCCGUCGUGGACGCCGUCAGGAAUCUGCCGUACAAAGGCGGAAACACCCUGACGGGUCUGGCGCUGACCUUCGCCCUGGAGAACAGCUUCCGAGCGGAAUCGGGAUCCCGGGCCGACGUUCCCAAGGUGGCCAUCCUGAUCACGGACGGGAAGUCCCAGGACGACGUGGUCCCGCCCGCGCGGACCCUGAGGGACGCCGGCAUCCGAGUGUUUGCCGUCGGCGUGAAGAACGCGGACGAGGACGAGUUGAAGGCCAUCGCGUCGCCACCCGCCGCCACACACGUUUACAACGUGGCCGACUUCGACGCGAUGAGCGACAUCGUGGACGAGCUCACCGGGAGCGUCUGCCGCACGGUGGAGCAGCUGGCAGUCGGAGGAGGUCCUUCCCCGCUGCCCGACGCCGUGGCUCCUCCCCGUGACCUGGUGACCUCUGACAUCACGGCGCGUAGCUUCCGCGUGCAGUGGACGCCGCCGGCCAGUGAGCCGGAGCGCUACCGCGUGGUCUACUACCCCGCGAGCGGCGGAAAGCCGGAAGAGAAGGUGGUCCCGGGCUGGGAACGCAGCGUCCUGCUGGACCACCUGAGUUCUCGGAGCGAGUACCAGGUGGCCGUGUUCGCCGUCUACCGCAGCGCCGCCAGCGAGGCGCUGAGAGGAAGCGCCACCACACUGGCCCUGCCCACCGUAGAGCGCCUGGACCUGUCCGAGCCCACCCACCGCACCGUGAGGGUCCGCUGGGGGGCCGCCGCCGCCGCCUCGGGCUACAUGAUCCUCUACGCGCCGCUCAGCCGGGGCGAACCCGACGACGAGAAGGAGGUGAAGGUGGCGUCGGACGUGGAGGAGGCGGAGCUUGAGGGUCUGUCGCCGUCGACGGAGUACACGGUGACGGUGUACGCCAUGUACGGCGAGGAGGCUAGCGACCCCGUCACGGGGCAGCUCAGCACGCUGGCGCCGCCCCCGGCGAGCAAUCUGCGGCUGACGGACGUGGGCCACGGCUCGGCCCGACUCAGAUGGGACUCGGCCUCCGGCGAGCCGGCGGGCUACAGCGUCGUUUACGCCAGGAGCGACGGCGUCGAAAGCAACCAGGUGGAGGUGGGCCGCGAGACCACAUGGUUGCUAAGCAACCUGAGCCCUCUGACCGAGUACACGGUGGGCGUCGUCGCCACGUACGAGGAGGGACGAGCGGAGCCGGUCACGCGAAGCUUCUCCACAGGGAACGUUCCAGAACCGGCGGACGUGAAGACCCACGACACCUCCGCGACGGGCUUCUGGGUGUCGUGGCGGACCCCCGCUGACGACGUGGCACUCUACCGCCUCGGGUGGGCGCCCAUGGAUGGCGGCUAUGAUGGCGGCAGCGACAGCGGAGAGGUGAUGGUCAACGUAAACACAAACACCUACAUGGUCACUGGACUCCGCCCCUCCACCGAGUACGAGGUCCUCAUGAGCGCCAUCUACAGGAACGAAGUGGAGAGCGAGCAGGUCGCUCUGCUGGAAUCCACCGUCGGGAGAACAAGCACUGUUGCUAUGACAACCACCACCGUUGCAGCUCCUCGUUACGGCGUGCGGGGCGUGACCGUCGAUGACGAAACCGCCUUUAGCGUGCGGGUGUCAUGGCAACACGCGGACGCCCACGACGUCCGCCAUUACCGCCUCAGCUACGGCAGCGCAGACGGCAACCGAGAGACGAGGACGCUUCCGCCCACGCAGACCGCUUUGGUUCUCCGACCGCUGUCGGCCGACACCCGCUACGAGAUGGCCGUCACCCCCGUCUAUCCGGACGGAGACGGACCGACGGUCACGGCCAGCGGACGCACGCUUCCACCGUCGCCUCCGGGGAACCUGCGCGUGUCCGAGGAAUGGUACAACCGCUUCCGGAUCAGCUGGGACCCUCCCGGUUCUCCCACGACGGGCUUCCGCGUGGUGUACCAGCCGCUGUCGGCCCCCGGACCCGCCCUGGAGACCUUCGUGGGCGAGGACGCGAGGACCAUGAUGAUCGUCGGCCUCCUCGGCGGCACCGAGUACGGCGUCAAGGUCCUGGCGUCCUACGGCGGCGGGUCCAGCGAGGCGCUGUCGGGCCGGGCCAGGACGCCGCGUCUGGCGGUGACCGACCUGAGCGUUUACCAGCAGAGGAAGAGCAGCCUGUGCGCUCAGUGGCGGCCGCAGAGACACGCCGGCGCCUACAGGGUCGUCAUCGAGUCCGCCGGCGGCGGUCACGUCGAGGAAGCCGAGCUGAGCGCGGGAUCCAGUCGCCGCUGUUUCGAUAACCUGAGGCCCGACACGCCGCACGAGAUCAGCGUUUACGCGCGACUGCAGGACGGAACCGAAGGCCCGGCCGUGUCCGCGACCGCCAAGACUCAGGCCGCCCCCACCCUGGCGCCCACCGCGCCGCCGACCACCGCCCCGCAACCCACGAUCCCCCCCGCCAAGGAAGUCUGUAAGGCAGCCAAGGCCGACUUGGCGUUCUUGGUGGACGGUUCCUGGAGUAUCGGCGACGACAACUUCCUGAAGAUCAUCGGGUUCUUGUACAGUACCGCCGGAGCGCUGGACCAGAUUGGACCCGAUGGCACACAGGUCGCCAUCGCUCAGUUCAGCGACGACACGCGCACCGAGUUUGCGUUGAACGCGUACGACGACAAGGAGCGCCUCCUGGAUGCCGUCAACAAAAUCUCCUACAAGGGAGGAAACACCAAGACGGGUCGCGCGAUCCAGCACGUGAAGGACAGCAUCUUCACGGCACAGGGCGGCGUCAGGAGGGGAGUCCCCAAGGUCCUGGUGGUCCUCACCGACGGCCGAUCGCAGGAUGACGUCGACGAGGUCUCAGAGGAGAUGCGGGCGGAAGGCUUCGUCGUCUUCGCUAUCGGCUUCGCUGACGCGGACUACGGCGAGUUGCUGAGCAUCGCCAGCAAACCCAGCGACAGACACGUCUUCUUUGUGGACGACCUGGACGCCUUCAAGAAGAUCGAAGAGAAGCUGGUGACCUUCGUGUGCGAAGCUGCUACGGCCACAUGUCCUUCAGUGGCCAUGAAUGGCGGCACCGCUCCCGGCUUCCGCAUGAUGGAGCUGUUUGGGCUGCUGGAGGAGCGCUACAGCACCCUGGCUGGCGUUUCCAUGGUACCCGGAACCUUUAACGCAUUCCCGUGCUUCCGCCUGCACAGUGACGCUCUGCUGGCUCAGCCAACCAGGUUCCUCCACCCUGAAGGUCUUCCGUCAGACUACACCAUCACGCUGCUGUUCCGCCUGCUGCCCGGCACCCCCCGGGAACCUUUCGCACUCUGGGAGGUCCUGGACCAGGACCACGAGCCGCUGGUGGGCGUCAUCCUGGACAAUGGGGGGAAGACGUUGACCUUCUUCAACAACGACUACAGAGGACACUUUCAGACCGUCACCUUCGAGGGCCCGCACGUGAAAAAACUUUUCCACGGAAGCUUUCACAAGCUUCACGUGGUGAUCAGCAAGACGAGCGCCAGCGUGCUGGUGGACUGUCAGGCUGUGUCCGCCAAGGCCAUCGAGGCGGCGGGAAACAUCAGCACGGCCGGAACGGAAGUUCUGGGCAGGAUGGUUCGAUCCAGAGGGAACAAGGACAACUCGGCACCGUUUGAGCUCCAGAUGUUUGACAUCGCGUGCAGUACCACGUGGGCCUCCAGGGAUCGGUGCUGUGAACUUCCUGGUCUGCGUAACGAGGCCCAGUGUCCUGCCGUGCCCAAGGCCUGCACCUGCACCCAGGACAGCAAAGGCCCCGCAGGGCCUGCCGGACCCCCUGGAGGGCCAGGAGUACGAGGAGCCCGAGGUGAUCGCGGAGUCCCGGGCCCAGUGGGGGCUGGCGGAGCAGCAGGUGAACCCGGAGUACCGGGACCCCAGGGAGCGGCAGGACCGAUGGGGCCCAGCGGACGCUCCAUCAGGGGUUCCCCAGGCGCUCCAGGGGAGCGAGGACAGAAAGGAGAGUUAGGUCAACAAGGUCUGCAGGGCGUGGCCGGCCGAGUGGGCGUUCCCGGCAGAGAAGGACUUCCUGGCCCCCGAGGGCUGUCGGGCAAAGACGGCCCCCCCGGUCGACCGGGCCCCUCCGGAACGAUUGGGAGUCCAGGAGUCCCGGGGGCCCCCGGCAACACGGGACCCCCAGGAAAACAGGGAGAACUUGGACCCCCGGGUCCACCAGGAACCAAGGGUGACAAAGGGGAACGGGGCGACCUGCAGUCCACGGCCACGGUGCAGACCAUCGCCAGGCAGGUGUGUGAGCAGCUGAUCCAGAGUCACAUGGCUCAGUUCAACGCCAUCUUGAACCACGCGCCCAGCUCCUCGGUGACAAUCCGCACCGUCCCGGGACCUCCUGGAGAGCCUGGUCGAAAUGGGUCCCCGGGGCCCCAAGGGGAACAAGGGCCCUCUGGAAGGCCCGGUUUCCCCGGACAAAAUGGCCAGAAUGGGCAACCUGGAGAACGAGGUCCCCCAGGGGAGAGGGGUGAAAAGGGUUCUGCUGCUCUGGGAGUUCAAGGCCCCAGAGGACCUGCAGGACCUCCUGGUCCUCCGGGCCAAGGCAGACUCGGCAGCCAAGGCCCGUCGGGAAGACCCGGAAAUCCGGGAGCACCGGGACGCCCCGGCGUUCCCGGGCCGGUGGGCUCCGCCGGGCCUCCCGGUUACUGCGACCAAAACUCCUGCGUGGGCUACAACGUUGGAGUCCAGCUGCCAUCCAACAUCUUCCCCAACUACGGCGAGGUAGAGGAGGACGACCCGUACCGCUACUACCAGCCCGACUACCCGCCGCCGCGACCCGUCCAGGACCCGGACCUGGACACGGACCGCUCAGAACUGGAGCUGAGCCCCCGGGAUGAAGGGGCGGGGCUGGAGAGGAGGCUCAGGAGAGGCGGCGUCAGGAAGUGACGCCAUCCAAGGGGCUGAGUGAGGAGGAGGUCCGGCGGAGGUCCGCUGGAGGCCCGGUGGAGGGAGCGUAGCUAACACAUGUAAUCUCUGUACAUGCUUCUUGUUCAACAGAACUUCCUGGAGGUCAGGAAGUCAUGCCCCAGUGUAACCCCGCCCACCCGCCAGUGGGCAGAUGAGGCCACACCUCUGCGUCCGAUUGGCCGCCGUCCAUAAAUGCGAUGACGCUUGACAUCCAGGAAGUGUUUGAACAAGCUCGGGGCAAAGUAAUUUAUUUGGACGGCUUCCUGUCCGGUUUGUCAACACAAUAAAAGUCGUCGAGUACA